CUCCGCCGCCGUCGCUUGAAUGGUGGAGCCGAGGCUGGGCUCGUGAACACACAGUGACAGCUAUAGGGCAGGCGGAGGCACCAUCCCCGCUUCCCCUCGGCGGCGGGGUGUCCCGCCAGCGGCCCUGAAGUGACCCAUAAACAUGUCUCGUGAGAGGAAAGGCCUCUCGGAGCUGCGAUCGGAGCUCUACUUCCUCAUCGCCCGGUUCCUGGAAGAUGGACCCUGUCAGCAGGCGGCUCAGGUGCUGAUCCGCGAGGUGGCCGAGAAAGAGCUGCUGCCUCGACGCACCGACUGGACCGGGAAGGAGCAUCCCAGGACCUACCAGAAUCUGGUGAAGUAUUACAGACAUUUAGCACCUGAUCACUUGCUGCAAAUAUGUCAUCGAUUAGGACCUCUUCUUGAACAAGAAAUUCCACAAAGUGUUCCUGGAGUACAAACUUUAUUAGGAGCUGGAAGACAGUCCUUACUACGCACAAACAAAAGCUGCAAGCAUGUUGUGUGGAAAGGAUCUGCUCUGGCUGCAUUGCAUUGUGGAAGACCACCUGAGUCACCAAUUAACUAUGGUAGCCCACCCAGCAUUGCGGAUACUUUGUUUUCAAGGAGGCUGAAUGGGAAAUACAGGCUUGAGCGACUUGUUCCAACUGCAGUAUAUCAGCACAUGAAAAUGCAUAAACGAAUUCUUGGACAUUUGUCGUCUGUGUACUGUGUAACUUUUGAUAGAACUGGCAGACGGAUAUUUACUGGUUCUGAUGACUGUCUUGUGAAAAUCUGGGCCACAGAUGAUGGCAGAUUGUUAGCUACUUUAAGAGGACAUGCUGCUGAAAUAUCAGACAUGGCUGUAAACUAUGAGAAUACCAUGAUAGCAGCUGGAAGUUGUGAUAAAAUGAUCCGAGUCUGGUGUCUUCGAACAUGCGCACCUUUGGCUGUUCUUCAGGGCCAUAGUGCAUCUAUAACAUCACUACAGUUCUCACCAUUGUGCAAUGGCUCAAAGAGAUACCUAUCUUCUACUGGAGCAGAUGGCACUAUUUGUUUUUGGCUGUGGGAUGCCGGAACCCUUAAAAUAAAUCCAAGACCUGCAAAAUUUACAGAGCGCCCUAGGCCUGGAGUUCAAAUGAUCUGUUCUUCUUUUAGUGCUGGUGGAAUGUUCCUGGCCACAGGAAGCACAGACCAUAUUAUUAGAGUUUAUUUUUUUGGCUCAGGUCAGCCAGAAAAAAUAUCAGAAUUGGAGUUUCAUACUGACAAAGUUGAUAGUAUCCAGUUUUCCAACACUAGUAACAGGUUUGUAAGUGGGAGUCGUGAUGGAACAGCGCGAAUUUGGCAAUUUAAACGAAGAGAAUGGAAGAGCAUUUUGUUGGAUAUGGCUACUCGUCCAGCAGGUCAAAACCUUCAAGGAAUAGAAGAUAAAAUCACAAAGAUGAAAGUAACUAUGGUGGCGUGGGAUCGACAUGACAAUACAGUUAUAACUGCAGUGAAUAACAUGACUCUGAAAGUUUGGAAUUCUUACACCGGUCAACUAAUUCAUGUUCUCCUGGGUCAUGAAGAUGAGGUAUUUGUUCUUGAGCCACACCCAUUUGAUCCAAGAGUUCUCUUUUCUGCUGGUCAUGAUGGAAACGUGAUAGUAUGGGAUCUGGCAAGAGGAGUCAAAAUUCGAUCUUACUUCAAUAUGAUUGAAGGCCAAGGACAUGGUGCAGUAUUUGACUGCAAAUGCUCUCCUGAUGGACAGCAUUUUGCAUGCACGGACUCUCAUGGACAUCUUUUAAUAUUUGGCUUUGGCUCCAGUAGCAAAUAUGACAAGAUAGCAGAUCAGAUGUUCUUUCAUAGUGAUUAUCGGCCCCUUAUUCGAGAUGCCAACAAUUUUGUGUUAGAUGAACAGACUCAGCAAGCACCACAUCUUAUGCCUCCUCCUUUUUUGGUUGAUGUUGAUGGUAACCCUCAUCCAUCAAGGUAUCAGAGAUUAGUUCCUGGUCGUGAAAAUUGCAGGGAGGAGCAGCUCAUCCCUCAGAUGGGAGUAACUUCCUCAGGACUGAACCAAGUUUUAAGUCAGCAAGUGAAUCAGGAGAUCAGCCCACUGGACAGCAUGAUUCAAAGACUACAACAGGAGCAAGACCUGAGGCGUUCUGGUGAAGCAGGUGUCAGUAAUACCAGCCGUUUAAGUAGAGGUUCUGUAAGCUCUACCUCAGAAGUUCAUUCACCUCCAAAUGUUGGGCUAAGGCGGAGUGGACAGAUUGAAGGAGUACGGCAAAUGCACAGCAAUGCACCAAGAAGUGAAAUAGCCACAGAGCGAGAUCUUGUAGCUUGGAGUCGAAGGGUGGUAGUACCUGAGCUUUCAGCCGGUGUAGCCAGUAGGCAAGAAGACUGGAGAACUGCAAAGGGAGAAGAAGAAAUAAAGACUUACAGAUCAGAAGAGAAAAGAAAACACUUAACUGCUCCAAAAGAGAAUAAAACACCCACUGUCUCCAAGAAUCAUGCUCAUGAGCAUUUCCUAGAUCUUGGAGAAUCCAAAAAGCAGCAGGCAAAUCAACAUAGUUAUUGUACCAGAUCUGCAUUGGAAGAGAUUCCUAGACCUUCGGAAGAGAUAGAAAAUGGCACUAGCUCUUCAGAUGAAGGUGAAGUUGUUGCUGUUAGUGGUGGAACCUCUGAAGAAGAGGAGAGAGCAUGGCACAGUGAUGGCAGUUCUAGUGACUACUCCAGUGAUUAUUCUGACUGGACAGCAGAUGCAGGAAUUAAUUUGCAGCCACCAAAGAAAAUUCCUAAGCAUAAAACCAAGAAAGCAGAAAGCAGUUCAGAUGAAGAAGAAGAAUCUGAAAAACAGAAACAAAAGCAGAUUAAAAAGGAAAGGAAAAAAAUACAUGAAGAAAAAGAUGGACCAAUAUCACCAAAGAAAAAGAAUCCCAAAGAAAGAAGACAAAAGAGAUUGGCAGUAGGAGAACUAACUGAAAAUGGAUUGACAUUAGAAGAAUGGUUGCCUUCAACAUGGAUUACAGAUACUCUUCCCCGAAGAUGUCCAUUUGUACCACAGAUGGGGGAUGAGGUUUAUUAUUUCCGACAAGGACAUGAAGCAUAUGUUGAAAUGGCCCGGAAAAAUAAAAUUUAUAGUAUCAAUCCCAAAAAACAACCAUGGCAUAAAAUGGAACUACGGGAACAAGAACUGAUGAAAAUAGUUGGCAUAAAGUAUGAAGUGGGCUUGCCUACCCUUUGCUGCCUUAAACUUGCUUUUCUAGAUCCAGAUACUGGUAAACUGACUGGCGGAUCAUUUACCAUGAAAUACCAUGAUAUGCCUGACGUAAUAGAUUUUCUAGUCUUGAGACAACAAUUUGAUGACGCCAGAUAUAGGCGGUGGAAUAUAGGUGACCGUUUCAGAUCAGUCAUAGAUGAUGCCUGGUGGUUUGGAACAAUUGAAAGCCAGGAACCUCUUCAACAUGAAUACCCUGAUAGUUUGUUUCAGUGCUAUAAUGUUUGCUGGGAUAAUGGUGAUACAGAAAAGAUGAGUCCUUGGGAUAUGGAACUUAUACCUAAUAAUGCUGUAUUUCCUGAAGAACUAGGUACCAGUGUUCCUUUAACUGAUGUCGAAUGCAGAUCAUUGAUCUAUAAACCUCUUGAUGGAGAAUGGGGUUCCAAUCCCAGGGAUGAAGAAUGUGAAAGAAUUGUUGCAGGAAUAAACCAAUUGAUGACACUAGAUAUUGCUUCAGCAUUUGUGGCUCCUGUGGAUCUGCAAGCCUAUCCCAUGUAUUGCACUGUAGUGGCAUAUCCAACAGAUUUAAGUACAAUUAAACAAAGACUGGAAAACAGGUUUUACAGGCGGGUUUCUUCCCUAAUGUGGGAAGUUCGAUAUAUAGAGCAUAACACUCGAACAUUUAAUGAGCCUGGAAGCCCUAUUGUAAAAGCUGCUAAGUUUGUGACUGAUCUUCUUCUACAUUUUAUCAAGGAUCAGACUUGCUAUAACAUAAUUCCACUCUACAAUUCAAUGAAGAAGAAAGUUUUGUCUGACUCUGAGGAAGAAGAGAAAGAUGCUGAUGUGCCAGGAACUUCUACUCGAAAAAGGAAGGACUAUCAGCCUAGAAGAAGAUUACGAAAUAGAGCUCAGUCUUAUGAUAUUCAAGCAUGGAAGAAACAAUGUCAAGAAUUGUUAAAUCUCAUAUUUCAGUGUGAAGAUUCUGAGCCUUUCCGCCAGCCGGUAGAUCUCCUUGAAUAUCCAGACUACAGAGACAUCAUUGACACUCCAAUGGAUUUUGCUACUGUUAGAGAAACUUUAGAGGCUGGGAAUUAUGAGUCACCAAUGGAGUUAUGUAAAGAUGUCAGACUUAUUUUUAGUAAUUCUAAAGCAUAUACACCAAGCAAAAGAUCAAGGAUUUACAGCAUGAGUUUGCGCCUGUCUGCUUUCUUUGAAGAACAUAUCAGUUCAGUUUUAUCAGAUUAUAAAUCUGCUCUUCGUUUUCAUAAAAGAAAUACAAUAACCAAAAGGAGGAAGAAAAGAAACAGAAGCAGCUCUGUUUCCAGUAGUGUUGCAUCAAGCCCUGAAAGGAAAAAAAGAGUCAUAAAACCCCAACUAAAGUCAGAUAUCUCUACCUCUCCAUUCUCUACAACUACACGAUUAAUACCACCAAGGCAUAAUGCUGCGCAAAUAAAUGGUAAAACAGAAUCCAGUUCUGUAGUUCGAACCAGAAGCAACAGAGUGGUUGUAGAUCCAGUUUCCACUGAGCAACCUUCUACUUCUUCAGCAGCGAAGACUUUUAUUUCGAAAGCUAAUACAUCUGCAAUGUCAGGGAAAACAAUUCUAGAGAAUUCUGUGAAACAUUCCAAAACUUUGAAUACUUUAUCAAGUCCUGGUCAAUCCAGUUUUAGUCAUGGCACUAAGAAUAAUUCUGCAAAAGAAAACUUGGAAAAAGAAAAGCCAGUCAAACGUAAAAUGAAAUCAUCUGUACUCUCAAAGACAUCCACUUUUUCAAAGUCAUCAGCUCUCAUCGAGCAAGAUCGUAAGAACAAUGCUCUUGUACCAGGAAGCAUUCAAGUAAAUGGCCAUGGAGGGCAGCCAUCUAAGCUUGUGAAGAGGGGACCUGGAAGGAAACCUAAGGUAGAAAUUAAUACCAAUAGUGGUGAACUUAUACACAAGAAAAGAGGUAGAAAGCCCAAAAAGCUACAAUAUGCAAAGCCAGAAAAUGCUGAGCAAAAUAAUAUACACCCUAUCAGAGAUGAAGUAGUUCCUUCUUCAACAUGCAAUUGUCUUCCUGAAACUAAUACUGUAAAGGAGGAUUUGUUACAGAAAAAGAGUCGUGGAGGCAGAAAACCCAAAAGGAAGAUAACACAAAAACUAGACUCAGGUCUCAUAGUUCCUACAAGUGUUAAAAUGCUAAGGAGAAGUAACCGGAAAAAGACAGAUGAUCCUGUGGAUAAGGAAGAAGAGUUUGGGGAACUUAAAGGCUCUGAACCCCACAUGAGAACUAGAAACCAAGGUCGAAGGACAGCUUUCUAUAAUGAGGAUGACUCUGAAGAGGAGCAAAGGCAGCUGUUGUUUGAAGACACCUCUUUGACUUUUGGAACUUCUAGCAGAGGACGAGUCCGAAAGUUGACUGAAAAAGCAAAAGCUAAUUUAAUUGGUUGGUAACUUGUACCAAACUAUCUAUUUUACUUCAAAUCAUAAAGCAGGUACAAUUAAGGAAUACGUAGAACUAAGGCUUCUGUUUCCUUGCUGCUGUGGUGGUUUAGGGAAUAUUAUGAUUUGAUUUGCAAAAAAAAGGUAAACUUAUAAGAUACUUCACUUCUUUAAAUGAAUAUAUAUAUAAAUAUAUACAUAUAUAUUUUAAAUGUUUGCUAUUUAUUACCCUUAGGUAGUUACGCAUUUCAACAUUCAUUUCAUUCACUAUUCGAAAAAAACACCACCACAAAAUUGAGUACCUAUAAUAAAUUCCCUGUUUAUUUCUGGAAAAGACAGUUCUACAUUUUUAAGGAGCAUAAUAUUCCUAGUGAUAGAGCAUUUCAUGUUAAAAUGAAUUAUUUUUUACCAAGCCAGGUACAUUUCUAUUGAUACAGAAGUCAUGCCCCUUAGGAAGACAUACGUUACCAGAGCAGCAGUAAAUUAACUAAUGUGUUUCUUCUAAAGAUAAAUAUAAAAUUCCCACAAUUUGAUACCCUACAGAGUUUAAUUUUAAUUGUACAAUGUUCAUCUACAAAGAUUCUAGAGGAUGCUUUUGCUGUAUUCCAUUUCUGCCAAACAUAAGUGAAAAUGUACUGAUGGAAAGGAAACAUAUCCACAUUGGAAAACAUUUGACUGUCUAAUUUUUCAGACCUUGAUUCUUAUAUCAAUCACUUGAUCUCUGUUUAUUGUGCCAAAGAGUGAGAAUCAGUGCAGUGGAAAGCCUGUUUUUGACUGUCAGAACAGCAUAUACUUUUCAGUAUUGGAAAGGCUGUAUAUUAUUCUAAAGAGCGCGUUAUUAAAGAGUUAUGCUGAGAUGCAUCUUUUUUUGGUACUAAUAGUAGAAAGUAAUGCACUGGUGGGUCCUUUGACAGAGAUGUUUUAGAGAAAAUGUUUAAGUGGUUAAAGGAUUCAAGGAAAAUACAGGAAAAAUGUAUGGGAUUUGAUGUUUACUUAUUGAUCUGGAUUAAUGUCAUUUCUAAACUUUAGACAUAGCUAAUAGGCUAAAAUACUUACAAAGAAAUGUGUCUGUGUGUGUAUGUGUAUAUAUUGAUAAAUGGGUAUAAUUAAAUAUAUAUACAAACACAUACUUAUAUGCUAUUUCCCAGACAUAAAUUCUUUUCUUCAGGAUUUUUUAGAUAGUGGUAGAAUAAAAAUAAUUUUUAAAUGUCAUACUUUAGAGUUUAAUUUUAAGGGGAAGAUUGGUUAUUUUCAUUCAAUUAUUAAAAGUUAAAAUAGGCCAAAUCACUUUUUAUGCAAUCAUGUUUUAUACAGUGGUAUCAUUGCACAUUGUGUUUUUUCUGCACUUUUUACGGUAUCCUUAUCACGCUGGUAUGUCAAUAUACACCCUAAAGAAAAAAUUCCAUUUAAUGAUUGUGCCUUGUAUUCUAUUCUUUUUUUGCAUCAUUAGUAAAAUUAAGUUGUCUAUUGUAAAUGAUAAUUAUAUGACUUAGGAGAAUGUAUUGCUAUAUGUACUGCUAUGGAAAAGGAAAGCAGUUAUUUAUUUGUUUAUGGUACAGUUACUUAUUUUAUACCUUAAAAACCAACAUAAAUACCAUUUCUAUUGUUUAAAAAUUAUUGUCCAUUUUUUAAGAAGUUGAAAGAAUGUAGUAUUUUCUGAGGACUGGUAUGGUACAAAAAUGUAACCAAAAUUUUCAGAUACUACAUUUUUUUAUUUAAGUGAGGAUGGGAAAAUAUGUAUCAGCAUGACCCUGAUGUAGAAAAAUAAAGUUUUUAAUUGAACCUCAA
Molecule: messenger RNA, 7378 nt
Organism: Myotis myotis
Lineage: Eukaryota; Metazoa; Chordata; Mammalia; Chiroptera; Vespertilionidae
Gene: PHIP
Product: pleckstrin homology domain interacting protein
Exons: 40
Coding region: 143-5602 (1819 amino acids)
Biological process (GO): regulation of cell shape; cytoskeleton organization; regulation of transcription by RNA polymerase II
Cellular component (GO): nucleus
Molecular function (GO): protein binding
Source: RefSeq, a predicted model, not a curated record